GCUUUUUUUUCUUAUUUAUUAACAUUUCGCAAAUGAAGUAUAUCGAUAUAUGUAGCGCUCUCUACGACUACCAAGCUCAAUCAAAAGAAGAAAUAUCUUUUCAGGCACAAGAUAUCCUUUAUAUUCUAGACAAAUCCGAUGUAGAUUGGUACAAAGCUCAAUUAAAAGUCCAGUCGUUAGAUGGCCCUACGGGUUUAAUUCCUGCUAAUUACCUCGAAAAGGCUGCACCUUUAGGAACCGUGACAGCUGUGUACGAUUACACUGCUCAAUCUCUGGAAGAAUUAUCCUUCAAAGAGAAUGAAGUAUUGACAUUGUACGAAAAGGAUGAUACCGAUUGGUUUGUUGUCCAGAACUCCAAAAGUGAAUUUGGUUUAGCUCCCGGUAAUUAUGUACAGGAAGAUAUACCAGCAGUCAAAGACACUGUCAAAGAGACAAAACGGGAUAUGGAACCAAGGUGGGCUAUUGCUUUAUUUAGUUAUCAGCCACAAAGUGAUGAGGACACGUUUUUAGAAGAUAAUCAGCAGGUGUUGGUAACAGACUAUACUGGAAAGGAUUGGUGGACCAUCGAACAUAAGGAUGGAAAAGCUGGUAUUGUUCCUGCAAACUACUUAAAAUUCCAGGAUGUUUAUGAAGCUGAAUUAAAAGCCGAGCAAGAACGAGAACAAGAACGUUUGCAAGCUCACAAAGAGCAGGAACAGAAGCAACUGGAACAGAAAAGACAAAAGGACUUAGCGGAUCGUAAAAAUCAUAGAGAACAACAGGAUAAGGAGAAGGAAAGACAACUUGAAGUCGAAAGAAGGAGAAAAAUGCAGGAAGAAGCGAAACAAAAAGAGAUCGAAUCCAAAAGACAAGCUUCUUUCUCUGCUGCUGCUGCUGCUGCUUCUGCUGCUGCUAAUGUGAUUCCUUCUCCUCAAUUAGGCUCUCCUAGACGUAGUCAAAUACCUGCCCCUCCUCCACCUACAAAAGCAGACAUACCACAACACAAUGAUCCUAAUAAGCCAGAUCCAUCCAGAAUUCGCAUGUGGACAGACAGAACCGGCGCAUUUAAAGUUGAAGCCGAAUUUUUAUCAUGUGCCAAUGGAAAAAUUAGACUUUUUAAAACAAACGGCGUCAAGAUUGAUGUACCUACCCAAAAAAUGUGUAUGGAGGAUUUGUUAUACAUCCAAUCAGAAACCGGCCAGGACCUUAUACAACAUGAUGACAUCCCUUUAGGACAGUUAAAGGUUGGAUUUACAUGGCUCGACUAUUUUAAAAAAACUCGAUUACCUCAUUAUGCUUGUGUACAAUAUGCAAAGUCGUUUGAGAAGAGUGGUUUAGGUGAACACGAUGUAGAACGCUUAACUCAUCGUAGAAUGAAAUCAUUGGGCAUGUCGGAAAGACAUGUGCAGAGGAUCCAAAGAUUCAUUGAAACAAACCGUGCCGAACCUCCUUCUGAAGAUGAAAAUGAACAGCCCAAAAAAGUAAAGAAACAUGUUACAUUUGGCGCUGUCAGUUACAUUGUCGAAAAUGACGAUGAUAACGACGGGGAGGAAGACGAAGGUAGUGUACUAUGGCAAAUUGAGCAAGACGAAAGAUUAGCAAGACAAUUGCAAGAGCAAGAUCAUCAUGCCGGUGGAUUACAGCGUCGUGGUACAGGUAGACCAACUCCUGCUCAAUCCGCUCCUAGAGGUGUCAAUUCAGCUGUUUUAACUCCUCAAAAAUUCAAUCCUGAGCCAUUAAAGCCAACACCUCCGCUUCCACAACAACAACCAUUACAACCCGUUCCAAAUGCUCCCCCAGCACUACCCAAGUUUGAGGAUGAUGCAUGGGCACCACGCUCAUCACCAUCAACUGCACCUUCCACCGCUCCUACGUGGAAUCAAGCUUCCGCACAGACUCCCCCUACAACAUUGGCUGCUUCUCGUCAAAGACCUACACCACCUGUACCCCAACAAAGUCUAGUAGACCCACAAUUAUUAGCCAAAUGGGGCGGAAGUCCUUCCCUUGCAGCUGCUAACAGUCGUCCUGUACCACCUCCACCCACAGUGGCAUCUUCUCCUCUACAUCAGCCCUUAAACUCGUUGCCAACGCAACAACAACCCACGUUCCAUCAACAGCCAUCGAAUAGUAGUUUUUCGACACUUCAAUCGAACAAUAGUUUUGUAACAGCACAAUCCACCCCAAGUUUUGCACCUACUACAACAUCCACACAAUUUCCACCUGCUCAACCUACCAACAAUUUCGUACCUACCCAAACUCCUAACAACUUCGCCUCUCCCCAGCAACAGUUAACCACUGGAAAUAGUUUCCAACAACCAACGAGUGCAGGAAGCUUUACAUCAACCAACUUCCAACAUCAACUUCCCACUGGAAACAGUUUCCAAAAUCAAGCACACACUGGGAACAGUUUCCAACAACAACCUCGCAGUAUACAGAAUCAGACUACUGGGUUACAGCACCAAGCUUCCGGCUUACAACAAGUCAAUGUAAAUAGCUACCAAUUACCUAACCAUAGCGGCAGUUUUUCAUCAUCUCUGCCACAAACAAGCUUCCAACAUCAAUUACCUACUAGCAAUGGUAGCUUUUCUUCUCUUCAGACAGGCAAUACUAAUUUUCAACAACCUGCUAAUUUCCAGCAGCAGCAUCAACAACAACAAGGUUAUGCUGCCUUUAAUCAUUCACCAUCCAUGCAAUCCGCCUAUUUGGGAGUUCAAGCCCAACCCACGGGUGCUAGUUGGGCCGCUGCCACACCUGCUAACCCAUUUGGCGGAGCGUCUCCUUCACCAUCGUAUCAACAAUUACCGCCCCAAAAUAAUGUACCUCAAUAUAAUAAUACCAUAGAUCCCAACGAUAAAUAUUCCGUCUUUAAAACGGUCGAUACAACAACACC
Mucor mucedo is the source of this 2869-nucleotide messenger RNA. RefSeq lists its product as uncharacterized. The transcript has 7 exons. The record is from RefSeq and is a predicted model, not a curated record. Gene Ontology annotation, molecular function: identical protein binding; actin filament binding; protein-macromolecule adaptor activity. The annotation marks the transcript as partial. Lineage: Eukaryota; Fungi; Mucoromycota; Mucoromycetes; Mucorales; Mucoraceae. Gene Ontology annotation, cellular component: plasma membrane; lamellipodium; cortical actin cytoskeleton. Gene Ontology annotation, biological process: regulation of actin filament polymerization; positive regulation of dendritic spine morphogenesis; positive regulation of axon extension.